Linnemannia hyalina is the source of this 234-nucleotide messenger RNA. The record is from the annotation of a GenBank genome assembly. NCBI's taxonomy places the organism in Eukaryota, Fungi, Mortierellomycota, Mortierellomycetes, Mortierellales, Mortierellaceae.
AUGACACAGGUCCAACACCUAUUGCAAGGAGGACCAGCUCAGAUCUUUCUCCACAGCAAUGGUACUCUCACAACAACACGUACCGAAAACAAAGGCAUUGACUAUGGCCACAUAGGCCAGGUUAUUCACGACAUCCUCACGAAAAAAGUCUCACAGGGGCGCACAACAAUCCAUGCCGACGGUCCCGUUCGGUCGAGAAAGGGCACGCCCAUCAGAAACGGGACCGUGAUCUAA